UAUCUCCCACUUAGUUGUUUUCCGACCGAGCAACUUAAAGGUUGCACAAAUGAGAUCUCUGUGUUUUGUGUUGCUGCUUGUUUGGUUCUCAUGCCAAAGCGAAGUUAAUGCAAAGGUGUCCUGCAAAGAUGAAUCAGGCAACGAUGUUGAUUGGUGGCAUCUGUACAAGCUGCCCAAGCACUACCAGCACAACGAUUUGGGCAAGGACACCAGUGGCUUGAAGUAUCUGUACGUGACCAGCCAGAACUACGACACCUGGCAGAUGUCGGGGAAGUUCAUCAGUGAUCCCCUGUCCCUGCCCGCCCAGACCCUUAACCCGCUAAACGCGGAUCCCACUCACACCCUGCUGGCCGCCUACAACGACCAGCUGCCGAAUGGCACUGUCUUCAGCACCGGAGGACAUGCCAAGGGAGUGGUGGCCAGUGAUGGGGACACCGCCAUUUGGCUGGUCCACUCGGUGCCCAAGUAUCCCACCGUGCCCGACUACACCUACCCCACCUCCGGUGAGCAGUACGCCCAGAGCAUGCUCUGCAUCACGUUGAAGGCGGAGGACCUGGAAAAGGUGGGUCAGGUGCUGGUCUACAACGAGCCGCACUUCUACUACGAGCGAAAUCCGCUGGUCAGUCGGUCGGAGGAGCUGUUUCCGAGCCUGGAGAGGGCUCUGCACGGCCAGUGGCGCACCGAGUCGCCCUUCCAGAAGGACGUCGAGCUGCGCAGCCUGGAUGGCAAGAAGUUCCGGCUGUUCGGCAAGAGUGGACGGGCCAAUGUGGAGUUGUAUGCCGACGUGGUGGCCCCCGCCCUGGACGUCAGCCUCUUCGUGGAGGCGUGGCGCGACGGUGCCGGCAAUUUGCCCAACAGCUGCGAGAAGUCCGACAAGGUGCUCAACGUGGAGUCCAUCUCCAAUCUGGAGCUCUCGGUAGACUUCAGGACCACCCAGGAUCACUCCAAGUGGGCGGUUUCGCGCCCCACUGGCAUCUUGAUCUACCACUGGCGUGUCGGCGGUGGCGACUGGAUUUGCGUGGGCGACAUCAACCGACAGCAGGGUCAGUUGCUCAGGGGCGGCGGAACGGUGUGCCACAAGAGCUCGAGGGUGUCCAACCUGUAUCGCCAGAUGGUCGGUAAUUACGACAAGUGCCACGAGGAGUAAUUUUCCUGAUUUCCCAAAAAAACGUUUUGUUUAUAUGCGCUGACAAAAAUAAAGCAGUUUCAAUUA
Drosophila elegans is the source of this 1213-nucleotide messenger RNA. It is a transcript of the gene DNaseII, whose product is annotated as plancitoxin-1. NCBI's taxonomy places the organism in Eukaryota, Metazoa, Arthropoda, Insecta, Diptera, Drosophilidae. Gene Ontology annotation, biological process: apoptotic DNA fragmentation. The transcript is spliced from 2 exons. Gene Ontology annotation, molecular function: deoxyribonuclease II activity. The record is from RefSeq and is a predicted model, not a curated record. The coding region runs from base 50 to 1147 and encodes 365 amino acids.